AUGGGGGGCAUAAGUGUUGAUCAGAGUCUAUACAGGAGCAUGAUUGGAAGCUUGCUAUAUCUAAUAGCCAGCAGACCAGAUAUCACAUUUGUAGUUGGAGUGUGUGCCAGAUACCCAGCAGAGCCAAAGGCAAGUCAUUUGAAUCAAGUCAAGAGAAUUCUCAAAUAUGUAAAUGGAACUUCUGAGUAUGGGAUACUGUACACCAACGGAAGUGACCCGGUCUUGACUGGAUACUGUGUUGCUGACUGGGCUGGAAGUGUUGAUGACAGAAAAAGCACAUCUGGAGGGUGUUUCUUUCUAGGUAGCAAUCUUAUAUCAUGGUUCAGCAAGAAACAAAAUUGUGUCUCCUUAUCUACUGCUGAAGUAGAGUACAUCUCAGCUGGUAGUAGUUGUUCACUAUUGGUCUGGAUGAAACAAAUGCUGACUGAGUACAAUGUUCCUCAGAAUGUCAUGACUUUAUAUUGUGACAAUCUCAGUGCCAUCAAUAUCUCCAAAAAUCCAAUUCAGCAUAGCAGAUGA
Vicia villosa (hairy vetch) is the source of this 519-nucleotide messenger RNA. RefSeq names its product secreted RxLR effector protein 161-like. Lineage: Eukaryota; Viridiplantae; Streptophyta; Magnoliopsida; Fabales; Fabaceae. The record is from RefSeq and is a predicted model, not a curated record. The coding region runs from base 1 to 519 and encodes 172 amino acids. The transcript has a single exon.